AUGGGGACAGUCGCUUCAGAUUCAGUGCCGGAAAAUGUGGAAACGGCAACCCAAUCCCAAACGCAGGAUAAUCUGCGCAUAUUUUUAAAGCAUUUGUAUGCCGAGUGCGUGUACCGAUACCAGAAUGACACAUACGAUGCGGACGACCCAUCAGUUUCACUUGGGGCAGCAACAGACUAUGACUUGGACUUACCGGAGAGCUUCAGCCCGGUGCCGCGAUAUCUGGAGGACGCCGUGCUGAACGAGGGCGCCAUUGACAUGCGGAACGUGGACGAGGAGCUGGCGGAGAAGGAGGAGCUGAUGGCCACCGUGCUCAGUGCAACGAUGGCCACAAAUCAGCGGCCGCAGCAGCGGCUCUUCUGCCCUUUGAACUUCGACGGAUAUCUCUGCUGGCCCCGCACUCCCGCCGGCACCGUGCUGAGUCAAUAUUGUCCCGAAUUCGUCGAGGGAUUCAACAGCAAGUUUCUGGCCCACAAGACCUGCCUGGAGAACGGCUCCUGGUUCCGUCAUCCGGUGAGCAAUCAGACCUGGUCCAAUUACACCAACUGCGUGGACUACGAGGACCUGGAGUUUCGCCAGUUCAUCAACGAGCUGUACGUGAAGGGCUACGCCCUUUCCCUGCUGGCCCUGCUCAUAUCGAUUAUUAUCUUCUUGGGCUUCAAAUCCCUGCGCUGCACCCGCAUUCGGAUCCAUGUUCACCUGUUCGCCUCGCUGGCCUGCACCUGCGUGGCCUGGAUUCUGUGGUACCGCCUGGUGGUGGAGCGAAACGAAACCAUAGCCGAGAAUCCGCUCUGGUGCAGUGGCCUGCAUCUGGUGGUGCACUAUUUCAUGCUGGUCAACUACUUCUGGAUGUUCUGUGAGGGUCUGCAUCUGCACCUGGUGCUCGUUGUGGUCUUUGUCAAGGACACGAUUGUGAUGCGCUGGUUCAUCGUCAUCAGCUGGCUAUCGCCGAUUCCCAUUGCCGUCGUCUACGGAUUGGCCAGGCACUUCACCAGCCCGGAUAAUAAACACUGCUGGAUAAAUGACAGUCUCUACCUGUGGAUCUUCUCGGUGCCCAUAACCCUGUCGCUGCUGGCCAGCUUUAUUUUCCUGAUCAACGUGCUGCGGGUGAUCGUGCGGAAGCUGCACCCCCAGUCCGCCCAGCCCGCCCCGCUGGCGAUCCGGAAGGCGGUGCGGGCGACCAUUAUCCUGGUGCCGCUGUUCGGCCUGCAGCACUUCCUGCUCCCCUACCGCCCCGAUGCGGGCACCCGGCUGGACCGCUUCUACCAGCUGCUCUCCGUCGUCCUGGUCAGUCUGCAGGGACUGGUGGUCAGCUUCCUGUUCUGCUUCGCCAACCAUGACGUCACCUUCGCCAUCCGCACGCUGCUGAACAAGUGGCUGCCACGCCUGGUGACCGCACCCCCCGCGGGGAGUAAUACCGGGCAGAUGGCCACGACCACGCCCAGCCGCGAGCUGGGCGUUUAA
Molecule: messenger RNA, 1464 nt
Organism: Drosophila rhopaloa
Lineage: Eukaryota; Metazoa; Arthropoda; Insecta; Diptera; Drosophilidae
Gene: hec
Product: calcitonin gene-related peptide type 1 receptor
Exons: 9
Coding region: 1-1464 (487 amino acids)
Biological process (GO): cell surface receptor signaling pathway; adenylate cyclase-modulating G protein-coupled receptor signaling pathway
Cellular component (GO): plasma membrane
Molecular function (GO): calcitonin receptor activity
Source: RefSeq, a predicted model, not a curated record